AUGCCCAGAAGUCAAAGCUCCUCGAUCACUGAAGGUCGCUCGUCCCCCGAGUUUCAAACGGUCCCCCACCAUCCAGAAGGCCAUUCUUUCUCUAGCUCCUCAACAACCAUGCCUCAUAGCUUCCCAUCACAAAAGCUUCGACGUCUUCGCAUGGAAAGCAUGGCCGACGAGGAUUGCCCCCCUGAUGGGAUUGAAAUCAUGCCUCAGGGACAUCUGGGACGAGAUCCUCGAUCUCAAUCUUCGCUCGCUACUCGUGAUUCGAGCUCUGAAGAGGACUUCGGAUGGCCUUCGGGUGAAGAAACACGUGAAAAUAAUUUUUAUCACUUUCGCAAAGGUUCGUCUCGAAUCACAAUUGAUGACCCUUCGAAAAUGACCUCCUCGCCUUCUCGAUAUGACGAUUCUUCGUCGACCCCAAUUACCCCAAUGAGUUCACAAAAUGCCCAAGAUUCACAAAGCUUCUUUCACGGGUAUCAAGGAGGUGAAGGACCCCAAUGCUGCCUCAAAAAUCCCCAAAGCUUCUCUUCCCAACGGCCAGUUGACUUAACCGACGAUGAGCUGGCUUGCAUUAAGCCUGAAUUUGUCGAUUUGACAGAACAGCUGGAUAGAGUCGGCGAAACCUUCGACAUUGACCCUGCUGAUUGCAUGACCGAUGACCAAUUCGAAGGAUGGCUUCCCUGUUCCCCAAGGGACCGACCCACCCACGAUAUACAUGAGGCCAUUGUCGAUGGUAUCGUGUACCGACCUUCAAUGUCAUUGAAGCUCCUUGAUGACUCCUACCUUCGAAUAGAGACAAUUCGCCGCCAAAAUGGAGAAUACGUCCUCUAUGGUCGCCAUCUCCUAGAUAUGACAGAUCGCCGAGCGGACGACUAUUUGCCCAGGGUCAAAGGAGAACUGGUCUGGAUCACGAAGGUAGUUAGGCCAGUAUCUGUGAAUGAAGUUGCAGUUCAUCAGGAUAUACGAUUCACCAAUGAACGCACUGACUGGCAGGAUCAUGAAGAUCUGGUUUGCCGACUCAGAGUCACUGUUCGACUUCGCGACGAGCCGCCUGUUCGUCGUCGGGAUCCACUAAAUGCGGAUGAGCGCAUCGUCGAAUACCUCUCCUUUGAGGAAAGCGAUGCCGGUGAAGGGUGGGCGUCGACGGACUUGCGCGACUAUGGGCCUGAGGUCAUUGAUCUGGAGGACACGCCUCCCCUUCGCUUUGAUCUCACAGGCUUGCGUGACCGGACAUACACAUUCGGCGAUGCAUACUCUGGCGCUGGCGGUGCUUCAUACGGAGCCAGACAAGCAGGGUUGGUCAACGCGUGGGCCUCAGAUGUCAACAUUCAUGCAGUUGAUACUUACCGCCGCAACUUCGAAGAUACGGACAUUUAUCAUGCUGAGUUCUUCCAACUGAUGACGAUUCCGGAGUCUGAAUUGCGAGUCGAUAUCGCUCAUUGUUCCCCACCAUGUCAACCAUUCUCACCUGCUCACACCGUCAAUAACCAGACUAACGAUGAGCGGAACUCGGCUUGUGUGUUCACGGGUAGCGAUCUGAUCAAGCGAGUUCGCCCACGCGUUUUGACCAUGGAGGAAACGAACGGUUUACACGAGAGAUUCAAGCCGGAAUUCAACCGGAUCAUUCUGAACUUCAUCCAAGACGGAUACUCUGUUCGCUGGUCGGUACUUGAAUGCUCCUAUUACGGAGUCCCGCAGUUCCGCAAACGCCUGAUGAUGAUUGCUGCAGGCCCUGGUGAGACUCUCCCCGAAUUUCCCCAGCCCACCCACUCCCUCCCGGGAGGCGGAUUGAAGCCAAUUGAGACCAUCCAUCGUGCGAUCAAUGACAUCCCCUGCGACGCGGCAAAUCACGAUGUGGAGGAAGGCCUUCGGCGUUGGGCAUUGCUCGGAUGGCGUCGGCCGUACAAUGGACACCAGCCCGCAAGAACCUUAACUUGCAAUGGCGGCGAGUCCAACUACCACCCCAGUGGAAAGCGGACCUUCACCUGUCGCGAAUUGGCGUCUCUGCAGACUUUCCCAAUCGAUUUCCAAUUUUCCAAGUCGAAUGUCCGCAAGCAGAUUGGAAAUGCCGUACCUCCUAAAUUUGCCGAUGCCGUGUUUCGGCAGAUUCGUCGAUCACUGCGUGAAACCGACGAGGAGGAGUUGCAGCAGAGGGAAGCGCGUUGGGUCGGCAUGUGA
Messenger RNA from Penicillium atrosanguineum, 2172 nucleotides. Its product is annotated as DNA cytosine methyltransferase. Gene Ontology annotation, cellular component: nucleus. The transcript is spliced from 3 exons. Lineage: Eukaryota; Fungi; Ascomycota; Eurotiomycetes; Eurotiales; Aspergillaceae. The coding region runs from base 1 to 2172 and encodes 723 amino acids. Gene Ontology annotation, molecular function: methyltransferase activity. The record is from RefSeq and is a predicted model, not a curated record.